Molecule: messenger RNA, 1088 nt
Organism: Galdieria sulphuraria
Lineage: Eukaryota; Rhodophyta; Bangiophyceae; Galdieriales; Galdieriaceae
Product: C-5 sterol desaturase
Exons: 2
Coding region: 94-969 (291 amino acids)
Biological process (GO): lipid biosynthetic process
Molecular function (GO): iron ion binding; oxidoreductase activity
Source: RefSeq, a predicted model, not a curated record
UCUCAAGAAAUCAUCAUUUGCCAAUUCAUUUGUGCGUUGUGGUGUCGCGUGUCUCACACUGUUCAAAGAGCUUAAAGGCACCAAGUAUUUGAUAUGGAUGUUUUAGGAGUUGUGGCCCGAAUGAAUACAGUUUCAGAAGAUUUUCUUGUUUAUUGGGUUAAUAGUCAUGUGCUGGACCCUUUACUUUCUACCCAAACAGCUCCCGAGGCCAUCCCUUUGUGGAGACGUUCACUUGUUACUUGGUUUCUUGUAUACUUUGGUUCAAUAUUUAUCUAUUACUUUUUUGGUUGGAUUGAUUAUUACUUUAUCUUCCUUCGUAACGAAAAACGUAAGAACCCUCGUUUUCGUGUGAACAACAAUAUAUUGUGGAAGGAAAUAUGGAUGAGCACUUGGAGUUUGUUUGUUAUGUCAGCGUUCACAACUCCUAUGGAAGUAUUGGUACAAUUGGGUUACUCAAAAGUCUAUCACCGUGUCGAAGACUAUGGUUGGUUUUAUCUAAUUAUAUCUCCGUUUUUGUUUGUAUUUUUCUCAGACACUCUUAUUUACUUUAUUCAUUUGGGACUUCAUCAUCGACUUGUCUACAAACAUCUUCACAAGCCACAUCAUAGUUUUAUAGACACAACUCCUUUUGCUGCUUUUGCAUUUCACCCUAUUGAUGGUUUUCUUCAAGGAGUUCCAUAUCAAUUAUAUGUAUUUUGUUUACCAAUACAUGCAAGUCUUCAUUUAGUAAGCUUAACAGUGGUAGGAGUGUGGACCAUUAAUAUUCAUGACAGAGUUACUCUUCAUAUUCCUGGUGUGAAUGGAGCAGGACAUCAUCGUGUUCAUCACAAGACCUUUAAAAGUAAUUAUGGACAAUAUACCGUCUUUUGGGACAAAGUAUUUGGAACUUUUAAAGAUCCCAUGGAAUGGAUGCAUCAAGGUGCUUGGGAAGAUAGAGAAGAAGACGUAUAUGGUAAAAAAUAUCUUUAGAAAUGGAGUGGAUAUCUAUGACGAUGAUUUUUAUCUAUUUGUAUCAAAUAUGAAUUUUGUUAUUGUAAGGUUUUAUUAUUCCGAUAAAUAAUGUAUCAAGUGCAAUGUGGUUCAUUUUC